Fusarium redolens is the source of this 1512-nucleotide messenger RNA. RefSeq lists its product as uncharacterized. The record is from RefSeq and is a predicted model, not a curated record. Lineage: Eukaryota; Fungi; Ascomycota; Sordariomycetes; Hypocreales; Nectriaceae. Bases 1 to 1512 code for a protein of 503 amino acids. Gene Ontology annotation, molecular function: oxidoreductase activity; FAD binding. The transcript has 4 exons.
AUGGUGUCAUUAAUCCUCCUCUGCUUCCAAGCCGCUAUAGCUCUUGCAGCCUCAACCUCCCCAGCCAAUACCUCGACCGCUCUCAACAGCUGUCUCGCUUCCAAGAAAGUUCCCUACAUCCGCCCCAACUCACCCCAAUGGACCCAAGAAGUCAGACCUUACAACCUCCGUCUGGCCUACACUCCUGCUGCAAUUGCCCUCCCUAACACUGUUGAUCAUGUCCAAGAUGCCGUCAAGUGCGGUAAUCAGUGCCAGGUACGAGUCAGCGCCAAGAGUGGCGGCCAUAGCUAUGGCUCUUUCGGCUAUGGAGGCGAGAAUGGUCACCUCGUGGUUGUCUUGGAUUCCAUGGAUCAAGUCACGCUGAACAAAUACAUGAGUUGCAAUAUCCAGGCUGGUGCUCGGCUGGGACAUGUUGCUUCAGAGUUGUAUAAGCUUGGUCAAAGAGCUAUACCCCACGGAAGUUGCCCAGGAAAUAGUGUUGGUAUAGCUGGCCAUGCCCUUCAUGGAGGCUAUGGCUUCGCUUCUCGAACCUACGGUCUCACACUCGACACUUUCAUCGGCGCAACCGUGAUUCUCGCCAACGGUACACGAACAUACGCUGCGGAUGGAGAAGGGGGAGAUAACCAACUAAUGUGGGCUCUUCGCGGUGCGGGAUCUUCCUACGGAAUCGUAGUCGAACUUGACUUCCAAACGAUCAAAGCACCUGAUAUAGUUACGCCGUUUAGUAUUGAGCUUGAAUGGAAUGAGAACCAAGCUGUCGAGGGACUAAUUGCGUUUCAGAAGUUUGCUGCGAACGCGCCGAAGCAGUUGAAUAUGCAGAUCUACAUUGGGCCAUCGGGGCAGACUAUCCGGGGAGUUUACUAUGGAACUAGAGCGGCUUUGAAUACUGCACUUAAGCCUCUUCUUGGGGAUAUAGAUGCACAGAUCUCUGCUUCUACCACUGGCGGUUGGAUCGAGGGAUUGAAGGCCUAUGCUAAUGGCCAGACCCUCGAUCAGAGACGUCCAUACAACCAGCACAGCACAUUCUACAGCACAAGUCUCAUGACCAAAGGCCUCACCCGACCCCAAGUCAAGUCCUUCGUUAGAACGCUCUUCGACAACAUCAAAGACCCCAACGCCCGCCACUCAUGGUACAUCCUAAUCGAUCUCUUCGGCGGUCCCAACUCCGCCAUCACAACCGCCGGCUCCACCAACAGCGCGUUCCCCCAUCGCGACAAACUCCUCCUGUUCCAGUUCUCCGACCAUGGAAACUACGCUACUCAUGCAAACAAUGGGUUCACGCUGCUCAAGAGAUUCAGAGAGAGUGUCACCAAAACUAUGGACGAUUCGGAUUGGGGCAUGUAUGCGAAUUACUUGGAUACGCAGUUGGAGAACCGGGAGGCGGUUGAGCAGUACUAUGAGUUGAACCUGGGGAGGUUGAGAGAGCUUAAGAGGGCGUAUGAUCGGAAUGAUAUGUUCUGGAACCCACAGGCUAGGGCAGUACCGCAUUGGACUCGUGUUAAAUGUGGAUGA